This is a messenger RNA of Hansenula ciferrii, 5709 nucleotides long. It is a transcript of the gene BEM2, whose product is annotated as GTPase-activating protein BEM2. The coding region runs from base 1 to 5709 and encodes 1902 amino acids. The record is from RefSeq and is a predicted model, not a curated record. Gene Ontology annotation, cellular component: cytoplasm. Gene Ontology annotation, biological process: regulation of GTPase activity; small GTPase-mediated signal transduction. The transcript has a single exon. Gene Ontology annotation, molecular function: guanyl-nucleotide exchange factor activity. NCBI's taxonomy places the organism in Eukaryota, Fungi, Ascomycota, Saccharomycetes, Phaffomycetales, Wickerhamomycetaceae.
AUGAGGUGGGGCUCAAGGAGCAAACGUAAUAGUAUUGCUCAAGAAAAAUCGAAUUCUAAGAAUUCAUCAUCAUCAUCAACAUCACAUAGUCAAUCUCGUCAAAAUGGACGUAACUCGUUAGAUGUUAGAAGUUCGGAUUUAGAAUCACAAAAUAAUCCAUAUGCUCAUUCAAACCAUAGAUAUAAUGGAUCUUCUGCUUCAAUUCAUACUGCAAGAGGUGUUGCUUCAUCUAAUAAUGGUAAUAAUGAUUACGAUGCUAAGAAUUCAAUAGCUUCAAAUACAGAUUCUACAGCUAACAAUCUAUCAAAUUUAACAUUAUCAGGAUCAACAACAUCCAUAAACUCAACAUUUCAAUCCAAUUCUUCAAAUCAACAAGGUAAUCAUGCUGGUCCUGAAUCAAUUCGUACUUUAGCACAGAAUGAUAAUGAAUCAAUAACCCCAACUAUUCCAAAUUCAAGCUCAUUCAAAUUAUCUCAUUCUGGUACAUCAAGUUCACUUAGACCAUUCAAUUAUGAAACUUAUGAUUCUUCUGAAAUUAGAGUUGGGUGGUUGAAUAAAGGUCAAAAUGUUAAUAAUUGGACAAAUGUUAAUAGUGAUAGCUGGAGAUUAUAUAAAGCUCAAUUGAAAGGACCAGUGCUAUCAUUAUAUAAGAUUCCUGCUGAUUUAAACAUUAAAGCUUUUGAUCAUAAUUCUGGAAAUCCACCAGUUAAUAACAAUUUGGAACCAGCUUCAUCACAACAAAGUGUGCGACAAAAAAGAUUAUCAACAGCUUCUUCAAGAUUAAAUUUAAGACAACAAAAUCAUCAAGACUCUAAAAAUUCUCCAACUACUCCAACAACUCCAACAACUUUACAUCACCAACCAUCUACAUCACAAUUGAGUACCAAGAAUUAUAGAAUUAAGCUUAAAUACUUAUCAGAAGUUUAUCCGCAUCCUGAUUUGCAGUUAAAUGCAUCAAAUUCUAUUGUCUCAGGUACCUUAGAAAGUAUUUGUCACACUAUUUUGUUCAACACAUUAGAAGAUGACAAGUUAUCAUAUAACCUCUUGGUCAUUUUACCAUUGUUCGGUGAUAUGAAAGCCAGUUUGAGAUAUUUCAUUGAAUACGCGGUUGUCUUUACUUCUGCUAGACAUGCUAAGAAUGCCGCUGGUAGAGUUUCAAUAUCAAUAAAUACAGAUAAUAUUAUUACGCAAAGAUUAGCAUUGGUAAUUAAUACUAUAAAGGACUCAUUCCCUGGUAUGUUGUUAGAUGAUGAUUUAUCUGAAUUGGUCGCUAAAUUAUUGGAAAUCAUGCUAUCACAUAAUGAAGAAAUUGCAAGAAGUUUAAGAAAAGACGUAUCUAUUAAAGAAGGUGAAAUGAAAAGUUUGACUUUUUUCAAAAAUCAAGUUUAUCAACCAAAUGGUUCUUUGAAUUUAACAAAUGUUGAUAACUUUUUAGCAUUGGAUUCUCAAGUUUUAGCAAAUCAAAUUAAUCGUAUAGAUUUAAAAUUUAACAAAUUAUGGAACCCUAAAACUGAUGCAUCUUUGUUAUAUGAAUUAGAAAACUUGAAAUAUGCAAGAUACAAUCCAUUGAUUUUCAAUUCAUCAACUAAUAUUCAUUAUUUAGGUAGAUUGCUAACAAAUCAUUUGUUUGGUGAUAAUGAAACUAAAAAUUCUGAAAUUAAAAGAGCUAAAAUCUUAUCUAAAUGGAUUGAAUUAGGUUGUGUCUUUGAUAAGAUUGGUGAUAUGGUCAGUUGGUUAGCUAUUGCAACUGUCAUUUGUUCAAUGCCAAUUCUUAGAUUGAAGAAAACAUGGUCUUUAGUUGAUGAAAAAUAUUUGAAAACCAUUUCUACUGAAUGGGCACCUGUUGUAUUUGAACUUGAUAGAAGAACAAUGAUCAGUGAAGCUAGUCAUAGAUCAUCAUAUCAUGUUAUUGCUCCUCAGGGUAUUGGUAUUUCAUACUCCAAAUAUGAUGUGGUUCCUUAUUUUGGUGAUUUAACUGUUAAAUAUAUUGAAAACUCCACUUUGAAGCAAUGUGAAAAGAGGGUCCAAAGAGUUAAAGUAUCAUUUAGUAGGUGGGAUGAAUAUCUUGAAAACGUUGAUCAAGAAGAUGACCAAUUUCCAAAUUCGAAUCUCAAUGGACCAAAUGAAAAUAUGGAUUUAUUAAGACAAUUAUACAACCUUUUAUCAAAUCAUAUUUCAUUACCAGCAUUAUCACAAGAAUCCAUCAUGGAAUUGAGUUUGUUAGUUGAGCCAAGUAUAAUUGGUCAAUACCAUACUUUGCAUUACAACUCUAGAACGCCGUUAAUUACUGGAUCAUAUUUACCAACUUUAUUCACUGAAGUCUUACCAAGUUAUAAAUUAUUUGAUCAAUCUGUUUUAAUUGGUGCAAGUGGAUUUGCUAGUGCAAGAUCUGAUGAUGAAAGUGAUAAUGGAUCAAAUUUCCAAAAAAUUACAGGUGUCAAUGACGUUGAUUUACAUAGUUAUGUCAUGAACUCCAAAAUCCCAUCAUCAAAACAACAUACAUUUUUGAAAUCUGUUCGUGAUAUCUUCAAUAUUGGCUCAGAUGUUUUUCAUAUUGAAGAUGAUUUAAUUUUCAAAUCAUUGAAUAAUGGUGAUGAAUGGAAAAGUUCAAGACCUGCAAGUGUCGUUCUGGAAAAUCCUUCAUCAAAGAGAUUAAGUCAAAUUUCGAAUAAUAGAUUGAGUCACAUCUCAAAUUCUAAUUCGCCUUCUAAUAGAGUUUCUGGAAGCUUAGAAUUGACACAAACACAACAAGAAGCCAAUGAUGUUUUUGCUGUUCUUGAUAACUCCAAUUUGUUAAACUCUUUAGUUAAGCCAUUAGAUGUUGUUUUGAAAGCUGGUACUUUUGAAAAAUUAAUUGAUAUUUUGGUUCUAACUUCAAACGUUUUCUCCAAAAGAAUUGAGCAAGAGGAUAUUGAUAGAUAUCUUGAAAAGUCACACCUAUUGGACAAUCAAUUUUUGAAGCUGAACAUGAAUAAUGGUGUUUUCACAUCAACUUUUUUCGCAACUUAUAAAUCAUUUGCUACAACAACUACUUUGCUAGAAAAUUUGGCUAAAAGAUUUAUUGGUUCUAAGUCUGGUGCUAUCUCUAUUUCUAGAUUGAAUUCCGACAAUGAACAAUCAAAAUCAGGAAUAUUCCCAGAUUGGUAUAGUCAAGUCACUAAUGAUGAUUCACAAUUAAAUUGGAAAUUUGUUGGUAAAAUUCAAUUAGGUGUCUUAGAAGCUUUGUCAAUUCUGAUUAAUGAUCAUUAUGUUGAUUUCACUGAUGAUUUACAAGUGAAGAAAGUUUUUGUUGAUAUUUUGAAAAUUAUUGAUAAUGAACUUAUUGUUGAAUGGAAAGAUAUUUUAGAGAGAUCAGCUAAUAAUCAAGAACUACAUAAUGAACUCAGUGAUAUUCAUGAGUUAUUGUCAUCAUUAUACAAGAAAAUCAGAAAGAAUUAUAUCAAGAAAUGUUACAGACCUUUGGAUGUUUUCCCAAAGAACCAACCAAAGACAGGUGAAAGAACUUUUGGUGAUUUAACAAUAACUGAUCUACCUCGCGAUUUUAGAGAGACUGAACAAUUUGUUGAAAGAUUAGAUUGGUUUAUCAAUGAUUUGUUCUCUGCUGUGAGCAUUUCUGAUUGGAUCUCAGUUUUCCAAUUGAUUGAAAUACAAACUGGUAAAUCAUUAACAAGUUUAUUCAAAUUUAGAAGUCCUACUGCUGCUAGUGACGAUGAAAUUGAAAUUUUAAACGUCUUCACAUGGAUUAGAUCAUUGUAUGGUGAAACUCCAGAUGAUAAGAUCUUGGAUCAAUUUCCACCUCCUGUUAAAAUCUUGUUUGAUGUUCAUUACAACUUGGAGAAAUAUUUCAAACUACAAAUUGCUGAUCCUUCAAUCACACGAGAUGUUCGUACUUCAAGAAUGAUUGCCAUUUUGCAAAUUCUAUCUGUUUCAAGAUUAAGAAUGGGCUCUGUUGAUUUGUUUAAUUCAUUUGAAAAGGUGGAAGAAAAUGACUUAGGUAAAAUUUCACCACAUGUUCCAUCAUUCAUUGAAACAGCCAUUACUCAAGCAAUUGUUUCCCCAGAAUCAAGAGCAUUUUCAAGAAGUUGGAUCUAUUCUGCUUCUACAUUAAAUUCUAAUGUUGACAGCUGGGAUGAUUUGACUCAAUUGCUUCCAAAUUUUGAUGUUGAAGAUCUUGAUAAUAACUUGAAAGGUGGUUUGACACCAUGUGUUGGGUGGUUUAUUGAAAGAUUGAUGGAAAUUUCAUGCUUUGUGCCAAAUAUGUCAAUUGAAAAUUCUAAGUUAAUUAAUUUUGAUAAACGUCGUUUCACAUACAACUGUAUCACAAAUAUUGUUGAUAUGAAUGCCAACUUUUCUAGUGCAUUUUCUGAUUCACCAGAAGAAAUUGAAGGGAUCAAAAAAGAUUUCCAAUUUUUAUACCAAUUGGCACAUUUCCCAGUUAUUGAAUACAAACAACUUAAAGAAUUUGCAAGUAAAGAAAAUAAAGAAUAUCCAAAGAAUGAUCAAAAAUUCAAGUUUUUAGAAUCUUUAAUUGAAAAUGAACAAGAAAAGCUAAGAAGAGAUGCUAAGAAAAAAGAUGUUCUAGAAAAUCAAGAGAGAGAUAUCAAGAGAUCUCAAUUGUUAUCACAAGCUAGAACUUCCGUUUCCAGCUCUCGUGAAUCACAGCCAAUAACUGAUCAAAAUUCAUUGCGUAAAGCACGUCAACCUUCAUCGCCAUCAAAGGCACCAAGUUCAAGCAUGGGUAAAAGAUUGGGUGGCUUACUCAAAUCUGUUCGUCCAUUCUCUAUCAAUGUUGGAAGUACUUGGUCUGGUCCUGAUAGAGUUGUUCAUCCUGAUGAUUUACCAGAUGUGAAUAAUGUUGACUUUAGUGGUAAACAUGCUAAACCGUACCAACAAAUUAAAUUAUUCAACAACAAACCUUUAUUUGUCCAUUCUAAUAUUGAAGGUUUUUUCAAAAUUGUUGGUGAUGGCGGUGAAGACUAUUGUUUCCAAGCAUUAAGUAAUCAAGAUGCUCAAGGUUGGAUCAAUGCAUUAAAUGUUUCAAAGAGAUAUACAUAUCUUUCUAAAGAUGCUCAAGGUUUGACAACCUCAAAAGUUUUUGGUGUUCCAAUUGCUGAUGUUUGUGAACGUGAAGGUACUUUGAUUCCAAGAAUUGUUGAAAGAUUAUUACAAGAAAUUGAACUGAGAGGUCUUGAUGAAACAGGUUUGUAUAGAAUUCCUGGUUCAGUCGGUAGUAUCAAUUUAUUGAAACAAGCAUUUGAUGAAGGGAAUGAUUUCACUCUGGAAGAUGACCGUUGGUUUGAAAUCAAUACUUUAGCUGGUUGUUUUAAAUCGUACUUAAGAGAGUUACCAGAAAAUCUCUUAACAUCUGAGCUAUUACCAGAAUUUGUUUAUGCAACUAAACAGGGUGAUUUGACUGAUAAUUUGAAAAUUUUGGUUCGUCAAUUACCUAUUCAUAACUACCAUUUAUUGAAAAGAUUGUUUGAACAUUUGAACAGAGUGAUUCAACACUCUGAAAACAAUAGAAUGGAUGCUACAAAUUUGGCUAUUGUUUUCGCAAUGAGUUUUAUUAAUAAUGAUAAUAUCGGUGCAAGUAUGGGUACAGAUCUUGGUGCUUUACAAACUAUUUUGCAAAGUUUAAUUAAGAACCCUGAUGCUGUUUUUGGUGAGCAGUUUAAUGAUGAUAGUACUGUUUUCACUGGUAAUGAAUAA